AUGUUCAAAAGCCCAGGUCUGUUGGAGUCUGCAAGAGACCAUGUUCUUCCCAUUGACUAUUACUUCCCACCACAGAAGACAUGCUUGAUCUGUGGGGAUGAAGCUUCUGGGUGCCACUAUGGAGCACUCACUUGCGGGAGCUGCAAAGUCUUUUUCAAGAGGGCAGCUGAAGGUAAACAGAAGUACCUCUGUGCCAGCCGAAAUGACUGCACCAUCGACAAGUUCCGAAGGAAAAACUGUCCCUCCUGCCGCCUUCGGAAAUGCUAUGAGGCUGGGAUGACUCUCGGAGCCCGCAAGUUAAAGAAGCUGGGAAACUUGAAGAUGCAAGAAGAAGGGGAAGCAGCGGGCCCCUCCAGCCCUACAGAGGAGCAAGCUCCAAAGAUGGCCAUGACACGCAUUGAGAGCCUGGAGUGCCAGCCCAUCUUUCUCAAUGUCCUGGAAGCUAUCGAGCCAGGGGUGGUGUGUGCUGGCCAUGACAACAACCAGCCUGAUUCCUUUGCUGCCCUUUUGACCAGCUUGAAUGAGUUGGGCGAGAGGCACCUGGUGCAUGUUGUGAAAUGGGCCAAGGCUUUGCCAGGGUUCCGCAACUUGCAUGUGGAUGACCAAAUGGCGAUCAUUCAGUAUUCCUGGAUGGGCCUGAUGAUUUUUGCAAUGGGAUGGAGAUCAUUCACCAACGUGAACUCUCGGAUGCUCUACUUCGCCCCAGACUUGGUCUUCAAUGAGUACCGGAUGCACAAAUCCAGAAUGUACAGUCAGUGCGUCAGGAUGCGGCAUCUCUCCCAAGAGUUUGGAUGGCUUCAAAUCACUCCCCAAGAAUUCCUCUGCAUGAAAGCUCUGCUCCUCUUCAGUAUUAUUCCAGUGGACGGGCUGAAGAACCAGAAGUUCUUUGAUGAACUUCGGAUGAACUACAUCAAGGAACUUGAUCGCAUCAUUGCUUGCAAGAGAAAGAACCCUACCUCCUGCUCCCGGCGUUUCUACCAGCUCACCAAGCUCCUAGACUCUGUGCAGCCUAUUGCCCGAGAGCUGCACCAGUUUACAUUCGACCUCCUAGUCAAGUCCCACAUGGUCAGUGUGGAUUACCCAGAAAUGAUGGCAGAGAUCAUCUCGGUGCAAGUCCCCAAGAUCCUCUCUGGGAAGGUGAAGCCCAUCUACUUCCACACACAGUGAUGGAGCGAGGGAGACACAGGAAGGGAGGAGCCCUUUGCGGCCAAGGCCCUGGAAGCUGCCGACCUUGUCCAGCCUUCACUUGCCUGUUAUUUUUGCACUGCAGUGCCUUGGAAUACUGUAUACGCUACAAAGAUAUACAGUAAUAACGAAAACAGAACUAACCUGCUGGGAUUCUUUUCAAUUUCAGUGACUCCCCACCUGGGGGAAUUCCCUUUUCAAGUGGGAGCUUUUUUCGGCCUGUUUUGAAACAGCCCAGCAUAUGUGUGUGCGUGCAAACCCUGCACCUUCUCUACUUCUCUUUCCUGUUCUUAUAUAUAUUUUUAAUCUGGUGUUGUGGCAUGGUGCCAGGCGGCACUUGUUUACAUUCUUGGGCUUCUGCAUCUCCCACAAUGGCUUCUGUGGCCCUGUACCACGAUGGGAAGUCUGGCAAAACACACACACACACAUUGUGUUUUGGGGCUUCCCUUCAUUGCUGUUUUAUUCUCUCUUUUUAAACAAAACCAGAAUCCAAGAUGACAAGCAGGUUGCUCAAAUCAAAUCCUGGGAGUGGGAAGAACUUCAUUUUUGGGGAGUGGGUGAUUUUAUUUUUUUAACAGUUUUUUGAUCAACUCUUAACUUUUUUGUGCAGUGUGCUUUUCCCCCAUUAUGUUGCGAGUCUCACUCUUAAGAUGCAGGAGGAUUUCAAUAGCAUAUAUGAGGACAGGAAGGGAGAACUGGACUCAAAAUCAUAUGGAGGAGAGAAUGUAGUGGAAUCAUACAACUGCAAAAAAAAAAAAAGUGUGUGUGCCGUUAGAUUCCCCAGGGCCACAUUUCUGCAUGUGAACUAGUCUCAGUCCUCGUCACGUUCCUAUACUACGUGGCCACAAGCCACUGCCUCAGAUUCGGCUGCUGUUCAGUGUGCCUCUCCAAUUAACUCUGAGGCCCUUACAGCAGCAUUUACCUGACACAAAGUGCCCAAAUCCAUACAGUGCUGUUCUUGUGCUCAUGAAAAAUGACACAAAGCAUUAAGAGGAGCUGGAGGGUAGUGCUUAACCCUCCUGGUGCCCUGAAGGUUACGGAGGGCUGUUUUACAGUGCAAUCCUUUUUUCUUACUUCCUUUUCUUUCUGUGGACCAUGAGCCAAAACUUUAAAAAAAAGUCACCCAAUGAAUGUGAGCACAUUCCAGUUUUGAGCAUUUUUUGUUUUUGUUUCUCCAUCACGAAGGACACUCUCCUCAAAAAAGGCAGCUCUGCAGUGCUCAGAGGGCCUCCAUCCAGCUGCUUUUGUCACCUACACCAACAUCCCUCCUCCCAGCUCUGCUUCCCAAAAGUCAGAGGCACCUAAAGACCCUCUUGGAAGACUUUUCCUUGGAGAGCGUGGUGGGUGAGGGCCUCAGAAGCCAAGCCAAGUGAAACAAGGACUCUGAUGCCUCUUUGGGGUUCCUGAGAAACUGCACAUAACUAAGGUCCUAACCCACUCCACUGGGGAAGAACUUGUGUUUUCAUUAUCUUUUUUAAUAACAUUGUGGUACAUUGUAAAGAGAACAUGUAUUGGGAUGGGGAUGCGCUUUUCAUUUUUGUGAUUUCUGUAGUUGAGACUGCCAUUCAUCUAAAGGAGUAAUGGGGAGUCAAACAAACCUUAGAAACUUUCCUUGGUUGUGGGAAGAAGGGCCCUCAGUCUCAAUAAGCUAUCCUAGAGCAGUCCCUGGCCAGAUAAUCUCACAGGAUGACACAAAUAGAUUCUGAGCUGUUGUCUUCUGAUUUUUUCAGAAAGAAUUAUAUGUGUGUGUGGGGGGGGUAUUGUUCCAGGUCAUGUCCUAGAAUGGCUGAACUGAGUAUGUGUUAAAAGCUCAUUGGUUCUCCUAAGAAUGCCACUCACAAUUAUCCUGUUUCUCAACCAUCGGUUUUAUCUCCCAACCCUAUUCUGUUCAUCCCUGGCAUCACAAGAAAAUAAUCACAAAUUGUUUGACUCCUUUGAUUUUUGGAUGUGGAUUGUGAUUCUCUAGCUCACAAUCUUUAUUUAGGUAGUGAUAACUUGCUUGUCUUUAAUUCUAAAAAUGGCUUAAGGCUUUGCUCCUACUGCCAUGAGCAGUUUCACCUGCCUCCCUUGUUCAACAAUGGCCUGGCAAAUUGUGACUUUGAAGGAUCUUGCAUACCUUUCAGAAGCAACGGCUGUAAAGUUGCACUUUGCAGUGAUGCAUUUUUAAAUGAUUGUUAGCCAUUAUCCCACUCCUCCUACCUCCCUCAAAAAAAA
This is a messenger RNA of Podarcis muralis (Common wall lizard), 3399 nucleotides long. NCBI's taxonomy places the organism in Eukaryota, Metazoa, Chordata, Lepidosauria, Squamata, Lacertidae. The record is from RefSeq and is a predicted model, not a curated record.